Molecule: messenger RNA, 2584 nt
Organism: Neodiprion virginianus
Lineage: Eukaryota; Metazoa; Arthropoda; Insecta; Hymenoptera; Diprionidae
Gene: GluClalpha
Product: glutamate-gated chloride channel
Exons: 8
Coding region: 348-1541 (397 amino acids)
Biological process (GO): chloride transmembrane transport; chemical synaptic transmission; nervous system process
Cellular component (GO): neuron projection; membrane; synapse
Molecular function (GO): extracellular ligand-gated monoatomic ion channel activity; neurotransmitter receptor activity; chloride channel activity
Source: RefSeq, a predicted model, not a curated record
ACUAUUUCAAUUUCUUUUCGGGUGAUAUAAUUUGUCGGGGGUAAAAAAAAUUUCCCCGCAACCCUUUCACUCGCUUUUACCUAGCGUUAUUUCGUUUCAUUUUUUAUCUUUCAAUCAUUCCCAGCUGCCCGGUUAUAACAUGUCAUUAAUGUACUCGAGCCAGUGAAAGGGUUCGCUCUUGACCUGCCAACCAUGUCGAAAGUUGAAAUUUAGGUCCUGGGCAAAGCGCCGAGUGGCCAACACCCCGGCACCCUUUUGGCUUAACGUACAGUCGUUGGCGAGCACAGCUUCACUUCCCAUAACGUAUCGCAUCGUAAUCCUUGUCUGUCUACCUCACGCCUUUUUCUAUGGUCUUUGAACCACGGUGUGCCGCCCAGCCAACGAUUGUGUUCUUUACCAAAACUUGGACUAUUUCAGCAUUUUCAGCCCAGACGUUACCUACGGAAUACUCCGUGCAGCUGACUUUUCGAGAACAGUGGCUGGACGAGCGGCUCAAGUUUAAUGACUUCGGAGGUCGACUGAAAUAUCUCACGCUCACGGAGGCCAACCGAGUAUGGAUGCCGGAUUUGUUUUUCUCCAACGAAAAGGAGGGACAUUUCCACAACAUCAUUAUGCCUAAUGUGUACAUACGAAUUUUUCCCUAUGGCUCAGUUCUCUACAGUAUAAGGAUAUCUCUGACGCUGUCUUGCCCGAUGGACCUGAAACUCUACCCUCUUGAUCGACAAAUAUGUUCCCUACGAAUGGCGAGCUACGGAUGGACGACGGACGAUCUCGUAUUUCUUUGGAAGGAUGGCGACCCUGUUCAAGUCGUUAAAAAUCUACACCUACCCAGGUUCACGUUGGAAAAGUUUUUGACCGAUUACUGCAACAGCAAGACGAACACCGGUGAAUACAGCUGCUUGAAGGUGGAUCUGCUGUUCAAACGAGAGUUCAGCUACUACUUGAUACAGAUAUACAUCCCGUGCUGCAUGCUGGUCAUCGUUUCGUGGGUGUCCUUUUGGCUGGACCAGAGUGCCGUACCGGCUCGGGUAUCCCUGGGUGUAACGACGCUGCUGACCAUGGCCACCCAGACUUCCGGAAUAAACGCUUCGCUACCGCCCGUUUCUUACACGAAGGCGAUCGAUGUUUGGACCGGUGUUUGUCUCACCUUCGUGUUCGGCGCUCUGCUAGAGUUCGCUCUCGUUAAUUACGCCUCUCGGAGCGACAUGCACCGUGAGAAUAUGAAGAAGAAAUUUCGGGAGAUGGAAUCAGCUUCUAUCGAUCCAGGGGCUGAGCCUGAACCCGAUGGGGCAACCAAUUUCGCAAUGAAACCGUUGGUGCGUCACGAAGGGGACGCGAUAUCGAUGGAUAAAAUGUUACAGUGCGAAAUACACAUGAAAUCGCGGCCAAAAAACUGCUGCAGGUCGUGGCUGUCCAAGUUCCCAACGAGGUCCAAGCGCAUCGACGUCAUAUCCCGGAUCACAUUUCCUCUCGUGUUCGCUCUGUUCAACCUCGCGUACUGGUCAACGUACCUGUUCCGGGAAGAAGCGGAGGGCGAGUGAACCUCGAUGAGGAGAUUAUCGGAUCGCGGGACGUGGCAAGCGGCCACCCCCACGCCCAUGUUGCCCAUCACAACCAUCAGCACUCGCCUCAGCAUCACCCCCACCAUCAGCAUCACCAGCAUCAUCAUCACCACCACGAGCAUCACCAUCAUCCGCAGCAGCACCACCACCACCACCAUCACGAUCAUCGUCUCUCGCAUUCGUCGAUUCAGCACCACCAGCAGGACUCCUACUCGCCGCUCGCACCACGCGCGGCGCAUAUUAGAUCGCGGGCGUCUUCUUCCCACCCGGGUUCAUCCUCCAUUUCGGGUUCCCCGAGCCCGGCCCCCUCGCCGACGGCGAUGUCCUCCCUCUCGCAGCAGCAGCAGCACCACCACCACCACCACCAGCAGCGACGGCAGCAGCAGCAGCAGUUUCACCGUUUUUCCCAGGUAUCGCUGGGCCAGACGGAGAAGUGCUGUUGGGGCCUGAUACCGCUGCGUUGGUUCAAGUGCCGGGCCAAGGGCAGCGCGAGGAUCGACGUCUUCGCCCGGGUAGCAUUCCCCCUCGUAUUCGUGCUAUUCAACCUGGCUUACUGGUCGAUAUACUUGUUCCGUGGCGAGGACACGGGGAGUAAUCGCAACUGAUGAGAGGUGGAGAAAAACAAAACGUUAAUUAAUACCUGACGGCCGGAGACGAAAACGGGAGGAGUAGGAGGAGGAUGAGGAGAUUCCCGAGGAGUGAUAUUGGUGAUAAGUAAUAUUUACAGGGAGGCGAUAGAUUAAUACGAUAUAUUAUACAUAUAUUUAUUCGGGGUAAAUUUUGGGUGACCGCACGCCACCGAUUGACGUUAGUGUAGUGGGCCCUGUAUAGCCACGGCCUGUUAAACGACUAUAUAGAAAUAUAUUGAUAAUUAUUAUUAUUAUCAUCGAGGGAAAUGAUAUUAUAUAGGAAAGAAACACUUAGGAGUAUAUGAAGAGGAGGGAGAGAAAAAGGAGAAAAAAAAAAAUAAAAAUAAAAAUAAAUAAAAAUUAAUAAAUAAAUGAAAAUUGAAAAGUAAAAAG